CGGGCCCGCUCCGUCCCCGCCGCGUUAGCAUUAGCCGCGGAGCUAACGGGGAUGCUAACGCUGCUAAUUUGCAUGACAACAGCGAAAACUAAUAUUAGCCUCCUGCAGCCAAUCGAGGCGGCACCGGGAGCGGGGGUUUGAGCGCGCCGGGUUCCCGUUUGUCGGUUUUUCACGGCGAUCGGACGGUCUGACUGAACAUUUCUUUGUGUGAUUAGCUUUCUCCGGCUAGCAGCGUUAGCCCCCGUCUUGUUGUUCUUCGGGGAGGCGAGCAGCUGUGGAGUUGGGGGAUUGUUGCUUUUGUUGUCUGCGCGCUCUGGAAAAGCUGUUUUUAGUGUAACAUUACGGACCUUCACCGUUUAAGUCGUGUGGAGCGGGCGAUGUUUUGCCAGUGAGCCGUGGCCAUGGAGGGCAAGGGUCCAUAUCGCAUCUAUGACCCGGGCGGGAGCGAGCCCAAAGAGCAGAGCUACAGGCAGCUGCUGGAGGAGAACAGCAUGCUGCGGGAGAGGAUGAAGGGCCUCAAGAGUCUGGGGGACCUGCUGGAGGAGUCCCAGUCCGAGGCCUCCAGGCUCAGGCAGAGGGUGGAGGAGCUGGUGAGGGACAACGAGGCCCUGAAGUCCAGCAGCAUCGCAGCCAGUCUGUGCACAGGAGGAGGGCCCAUGCACACUGAGGGACUGGGUAAAGUUUGUCUCCACCCCGCCUCGGAGCAGAAGGACGACCAGACCAUCUGUUUAGGGAAAACUCUGCAGCCCGAGAAGCCCAUAGAGGCCUUAUCAGAGUUUGAGGUGGUCAACAUGGAGGGCAAACCGGCCGACGCCUUAACUGCCGGGUCAGUGAUCCCCCUCCUCCCUCAGGAGAACAUCGAGCUGGCCUCUCAGCUCAAACGCCUGGAGAGCUCCUUCAGCAUCUUCGCCGAGGAGUCCAACCCCAACCAGCUGCUGGCCCACCUGGGACGCAUGGCCGUGGAGUUCCACCACCUGUCCUCCAAGGUCCAGAAGAACGAGCAGAGGACCUCACUGCUGCAGACUCUGUGCGAGCAGCUGAGGCAGGAGAACAACGAGCUGAGGAAGAAAAUGGAAGAGGACCACCACAUCCGGAACAGGGACCUGGAGCAGCUCAGGCAGGAGAACCAGAAGUUAAAGGAGCUGGUGACGGGGGGAACCGCAGCCACGCCGCAGCCGGACCCCGCGGAGCCAGGACAAACCAAAGAGGAGCCGGCGAAGGAGGAGACCACGGCCGUACGCGCCAAGAUGGAGGUCAGCACGCCGCAGAAGAGCGGAAAAGCCGCAGAGAAGACGCCGACCAAACAUUGUGACAUCGAGACCUACGAGAAGAAAAUCAAACUGCUGGAGAAACAGAGGAAAGAUGUUUUGGAGGUGAAUAAACAGUGGGACAUCCAGUGGAACGCCAUGAAGACGCAGUUUGAACAGAAGAUCACAGAUUUGCGGCAGCGUUUGGCCGAUUCUCAGAAGACGGUGAUGGAGCUGGAGGCGGAGCGAGAGCAGAGGCAAAGAGACUACGACAAGAAACUGCUCUUAGCCAAAUCCAAGAUCGAAAAUGUCCAGGGGGAGAAGGAGUGUCUGAACUCAGAGACCACGGAGCUGAAGCAGAAGAUUCGCUACCUCCAGGACCAGCUGCUGCCUCUGAGUAAACAGAGAGAGUACCAGGAGAAAGAGAUCCAGAGACUCAACCGGGCGUUGGAGGAAGCCCUGAACCUGCACCCGCCCUCCACGUCCCAGCCUCCUCCGGGACAGAGCAACUUCAGCGACGCAGCCAACAACCUCAAGAAACAAGAGCUGCUCACCCAGAUCCAAGUCUUAAAGGAGCAGGUGAAGAUCUUCGAGGAGGACUUCAGGAAAGAACGCAGCGAUCGUGAGCGCAUGAACGAGGAGAAGGAGGAUCUGAGGAGACAAGUGGAGAGACUACAGGGUCAAAUCACCAAUCUGACCAACCAGCUGCACCAGGCUCAGAACGAGUGUCAGAGAGAGAGGAGCGAGAGGUGUAAACUGGAGAGACUUCAGAUGCAGCACCACAAACAGGGGCAGACUCAGGACAGACGUGACCCCCCCGCUGUAGGCCCCGCCCCCGUGCUAGGCCCCGCCCCCCUCAGCCCGCCGUACUGCGGGCCGUUUGUGCAGGUGCAGGGGCAGGGGCUGGAGGCGUGGCCCAUUCACUUCCCCCCGAGGAUCGCCACGGCAACAGGGCCCACAGCAGCCCCGCCCCCUGUCCGGGACUACCCGCCCACCGCCGCGCAGGGUUUCCCGUGGCAGUCGUCCUUCUCUCAGCCCAGAGGAGCCAGAGCCGUGGGGGAGAGUCUACGACCGCCUCCAGAGAACGCAGAUCCGUCGGCAGCGGCCACAGUGGCGCCCCCUGCUGCCGCUGCAUUUGCGAAGCGCGAGCGUCAGCCCGCGGACCCCGGGAAGCACUGAGGCCCGCGGCGCCGGCGGCUUCUCUUUCCUACUGUAGAUAUCGACCGUGUGUUUAUACUUGGUUUUCUAAAGCUCUUUGUGGACACUUGGCUCUUCUCUACACACAUGGAUUUGAUUUCCCUCUUUUUUAUGAUCAGGAUUUGGAGUUGUUUGUUAAAUAGGUUGGAAUAUGUGAUCGUUCUUUCUGCAAAUAUGUAAAAAAAAAAACACAAAAAAGUGGCACUUAGUUUUGUAGGGUUUGAACAAGCCAUUCCCCGGGUCAGAUAUAGGACUCCAUUCCAGCCAUACUCAUGUGAACGUGACGACAGCGCACGCCGCCGCGGGAACUCAGCCUCAUAAAAUACAAAUAAUUAUACAUCAUAAACAGUGGAAAUAUCCCUCUGUAACACUUUUAAUCAUGUUUAAUUUACUGUUUUUGUUCGCCCAAGCCUCACUUUUCAUUUAGUUUUGAAACAAGAGCAGCUCAUUCAGUAAUUAAUUUCCAAAAAAACACAAUUACAAUUUAAAGUGCAUAUGGCAGGUCUUUGUAUUUUUCAAAUUUUGACUUUUAAAUCAGUCCAGAGGCAGUUUAUGGACAAAAAAAGUUGAAAAAUAAAACAAAAAUACUGAAAGAGUAGCGCCAUCUUCAAAAAUAAAAAGAGGAAUACUGUAAAUAAAAUAAUAAUAAUUUGUCUAAUAAUCAUAACUAUUGUGUAAUUUUGACAUGUUUGGACCAUUGAAAAUAAUAAAAUAAAAUAAAUAAAAUUACAGCUACAUAUAACCAGGAGGUAGUUUUUUAAAUUAUUUUUUUUAUUUUAUUAUUUUAUUUAUUUAUUAUUAUUAUUAUUAUUUUUUGUUAUUAUUUUAUUUUAUUUGUUAUACAUUUUUUUAUUAUUUCAAUUUUUUUUUUUUUUUUUUUUUUUGGAAGUGAAAUUAUAAACUUUUUAAAACUUUGCUGAAACAAAAACAACAACAAAAAAUAGAAAGUAAAAAUUUUUAAAUGAACUAACCUGUCAUAUGCACUUUAAAUUAAAAUACAAUAAAAUUGAAAAUACGAAAUAAAAAGACUUAAUAUUGUCCCUAUUUUGAAAACAGAAAACUAUUUAAAAUUAAAAAUUAAAAAAACGCUUAAUGGUAUUAAUUAAUCCACAUUUAAUUUGGUAUUUUUUACUCAAUUCCUUCAACAAUUCUCAACGUUGACAAGCGAAAAAAGCACAACGAAAAACCAAUUAACUCAAAAGUACAAUUACAAUUUCUCACCGCGUCGCCGAUAAAACAAAACUAUCCACGACGAAAAUUCACGUAAAAAAUUUCCCACGUCACGAAGCUUUGUUCCCCGAAACGUGCGCUGUCCGUCUUCAUCGAUGUUCUACGACUGUCCCACGCAAACCGACGAUGGGAAAUUGAAUUGAAUUUAUUUUAUUUUUUUUAUAUUUUUAGUUUUUUUUUAUUUUUUUGGAUUAUUUUCUAAAGCAAAGAUGCGAUUGUGAUUAUUUAUUUAUAUCCUGCUGUUUUUUGAUAGUUCCAUUGGAUCCGUGUGCACCAUUGUCCUGGGUAAUGCUGUUUCUCUGUGUCGUAGAUUUAAAAAAAAAAACAAAAAAAAAAAAACUCUCGUAGUAUCGAAAAAAACUCCCCCCCCCAUUUCGUUCGUACCGCGCUCGGACGUUUAAAGACACACACACGAACACACACACACACACGAACAAACACGCGACGUCCACGCAAACCACGCGCGCACGGGCCGUUUCCAUGACGAUGGACCUAAACUCAUUCGCUCGUCCGGCGGCGGCGCGUUCACAGACGUCGCCCGUCACUCUGUUUUUGUUUUUGUUUUAUUUGUUUUUAUUAAAGAGAGGUUGAUGUUUUUUGCAUACCGGAGCUGGUUUCUACAAAAUAAAAAUAAACAAAUUAAUAAAUAGCGACUUUUCGAAAUGUUUUAAAAUUUGGCGAAAAAAAACAACGCAGAAUUUUGAUGAAUUUUUGACGAUUUAAUCAAAGGUGCGUUGUGUAACUUUUCUCGCAGAGGAGUCGUCGCUUGCUGCCGUUUCCCGGAAUGUUCCACAGUAUGACUUGACGCGUAUUUGUCGCUAUGGAAACUGCAGGAGGUGACACCGCAGGGGCCAAGUUACAUGUCAGAUCUGUGGAGAGGCGAGCCCACUCACUGUAAGAAUGCAAAGGCCAUACAUUAACCAACAUUAUUGAGUAAAUUCAAGAUGGAGAUUUUUAAAGCCACACCGGGACAUUCCAGACAAAACUAUAAUAUCUCCAUGGAGACGAGGAGCUGGCAGACCCUCCACCAGAAAAGUUACACAAUGCACCUUUAAUUAAAAAUGUUUGUAAUAGUUUUAUUUAAUAUUAUUAAUUAAAGGUUCUGGUUGAGUGUUCGGUCACCCGUUUCUCUCCGUGGUGAUACUGUCUGGAAUGUUCCACAGUAUGACUUUACACUUAUUUGUCGCUAUGGAAACAGCAGGUGACGCCACAGGGGCCAAGUUACAUGUCAGAUCUGUGGAGAGGCGAGCGCACUCACUGUAAGAAUGCAAAGAAAACCCGUGUUAUUAAGAAAAUGCAAGAGACGUUUAAAGCCACACUGGGACAUUCCAGACAGAACUGUAACAAAACUCCACCAGAAAAGUUACACAGUGCAUCUUUAAUUCAAAAUAUUAAAUAAAAUUGUAAAAACAUAUAUAAAAAUUCUUUGUUUUUCCAAUGUUUGUAACAGUUUUAUUUAAUAUUUUUAAUUAAAUGUUCUGGUGGUGUCCUGUCACCUGCUUCUCCCCUCGUCUGGAAUGUUCCACAGUAUGACUUUACGCUUAUUUGUCUCUAUGGAAACAGCAGGGGACACCACAGGGGCCAAUUUAAAUGUCAGAUCUGUGGAGAGGCGAGCCCACGCACAGUUAGAACGCAAAGAAAACUCAUGUUAUUGAGUAAAGGCAAGAUGGGUAGGAUUAAAGCCACACUGGGACAUUCCAGAUAAAACUGUAACAUCUCCAUGGAGACGAGGAGAUGGCAGAUCCUCCACAAACGUUACAGAGUGCAGCUUUAAUUAAAGAUAUUAAGUAGAAUUGUUAAAAAAUUAUCAAAAUGAUGUGUUUUCUCCACAUUUUUAAACAAUUUUAUUUAACAUUUUUACUUAAAGGUUCUGGUGAUCUUGUCUGUAAUGUUCCACAGUGUAGCAUUACAUGUGUUUAUCUCUACGGAGACAACAGGUGACGCCACAGGGGCCAAGUUACGGGUCAGAUCUGUGGAGAGGCGAGCCCACUCACUGUAGGAAAAGUGCAAUAAAACAUUUUUAGGUCAAUAAAAACCCACGUUAUUGAGAAAAGGCGAGACGGACACGUUUAAAGCCACACCGGAACUUUCCAGACAAAACCGUAACAUCUCCUCGUUUCCGUUUCCACCAGAAAAGUUACACAGUGCAGCUUUUAAAUUAUUCGUAAAGGAAUCAAUGUAAUGAAAGAUUUUUAAGUUCAAGUUCAAGAAGUUACGAUGAGGUCAAAUUUUCGUUUUGUAUUUCAACAUUUUAAAAGAAAAUCUCUUUUUGUGGUUUGAUUUUGGGUUUUUUGACCAAAAUUGAGAUUCAAAUUGAAACGCUAAAUCCAAAUUUCCAAAAAUUAAAGCAGUAACGCUGUAAAACUACUUUUUAAAGGCGCCGUACCUCAUUUUUACGGUCUUAAAAAAAACGCGAAAAACAAAACCGUUCAUUUCAAAUGGUUUUCAGUGCGCACAAACCAACUACUAGCAUGCUAAAGAACACUUCCUGAUACUACAAUUCGAUGCAGGCAGUACACAGCAGACGUAUUCUGACCUCAACAGCUGCUUUAGCAAUAAAAGCGCAAAGUUAAGACAAAUUUUGCGCAAAUAUUUGGGAAAAAAAAGUCCAACGCUGUUAAAAUUCAAAACAAAUUUGAAGUUUUAGUGACGAAACCAGCUCCGUCUUUUCUCUUCAUCUGAGUGUGUUUUGUAUUUGAACUUUUUUCUUGUUUCCAAAUCUCUGUUUUCAAUGAAGUACAAGUACAAGUACAAAUACUGCAUACCACAGUUGGACCACAGGUACUUCAAACUUCACAAAGGCCCAGGUCUCAGGAGUUAAAGCUUCUGUUGUCACGGUGCAAAUUUGGCUCAUUUUUGAAAUUUUAAUCCAUAAAAAAAUUUACGAAAGCGAUUAAAAAUGAUUAAGUGAUAAAGCUGUGUUGUUUUUGACGCCCCCUGGUGUCUGAGGAUAAAAUAAAAAAAAAUAGUAAAAGUAGAAAAAGUUGAAUUUGUGAUUUAAUUUUUGACUGAAACGAGAAACGGAAAUGUGCGAUUUGAGAUUUGACAAACAGUUUUUAACACUAAAAUCUGGGUCCCACUUCUGCAGUCCAGACCUCGGUCCAGACUCCGGUCCAGACUCCACCCCGGUCUCUAGUCCCGGUCCAGUCCUGGUCUUUAUUAGUGCUGUUCUGCUCCUCAAAAGGCGGUGGACCAGACGCCGGGCCUUGGUCCAGACUCCGGUCCAAACACCACCUCGGUCUUUAAGUCCUGGUCUUUAGUCCUGGUCUGCUCCUCAAAGGGCCUUGGUCCAGACUCUGGUCCAGACUCUGGUCCAGACUCCGGUCCACCCUGGUCUUUAGUCUUGACUCCGGUUCCUGGUCCAAACUCUGGUCCAGACUUUGGUCUUUAGUCCUGACUCCAGUCCCUGGUCCAGACUCUGGUCCAAACUCUGGUCCAGACUUUGGUCUUUAGUCCUGACUCCAGUCCCUGGUCCAGACUCUGGUCCAAACUCUGGUCCACCUUGGUCUUUAGUCCUAACUCCGGUCCCUGAUCCAGACUCUGGUCCAGACUCUGUUCCAGACUCCAGUCCACCCUGGUCUUUAGUCUUGACUCCGGUUCCUGGUCCAAACUCUGGUCCACCCUGGUCUUUAGUCCUGACUUUGGUUCCUGGUCCAGACUCUGGUCCACCCUGGUCUUUAGUCCUGACUCUGGCCCAGACUCUGGUCCAGACUCUGGUCCACUCUGGUCUUUAGUCCUGACUCUGGUCCAGACUCUGGUCCAGACUCUGGUCCAGACUCUGGUCCAGACUCUGGUCCAGACUCUGGUCCACUCUGGUCUUUAGUCCUGACUCUGGUCCAGACUCUGGUCCAGACUCUGGUCCAGACUCCAGUCCACCCUGGUCUUUAGUCUUGACUCCGGUUCCUGGUCCAGACUCUGGUCCAGACUCUGGUCCACCCUGAUAUUUAGUCCUGACUCUGGUUCCUGAUCCAGAUUCUGGUCUAGACUGUGGUUCACCCUCUGGUCCUGUUCCUAAAGGGCUCUAAUCCAGACCACGGUCCUAGGUCCAGACUCUGGUCCUGGUCUUCAGUCCUGCUCCUAAAGGGUGGUGGUCCAGACUCUUUGGUCCAGACUCUUUGGUCCAGACCCUGGUCCCGGUCUCCAGUCCUGCUCCUAAAGGGCUUUUUUUUCUCUUUCUCUCUGUGUUUUUCUCUGGUCUGAGUUUAGGGAUCACAGUUAAAGUCGUUGCACUUUUUGGUACGCUGUAAAAACGCCGUUGUUUUUCCUGUUUCUUUGCUCUUAGGCGAAAGCACAUGUGACACUUUUGUAUUUGACUGGCUUAAUAAAUCUAUUCUAAAUGUUA
Messenger RNA from Boleophthalmus pectinirostris (great blue-spotted mudskipper), 8016 nucleotides. It is a transcript of the gene tnip1, whose product is annotated as TNFAIP3 interacting protein 1. The transcript has 18 exons. Lineage: Eukaryota; Metazoa; Chordata; Actinopteri; Gobiiformes; Gobiidae. Gene Ontology annotation, biological process: negative regulation of canonical NF-kappaB signal transduction; regulation of transcription by RNA polymerase II; cellular response to lipopolysaccharide. Bases 402 to 2426 code for a protein of 674 amino acids. The record is from RefSeq and is a predicted model, not a curated record.